CAGGGCCCCAGGGAGCGCGGGGCGCCGCUGCCGCCGCUGCGCUGCUCGGUUCCGUGUCCAGGGCAGCGCCGGGGCUGCUGGCCGCGGCGGCUGAGGCGCGGGAGCCGGGACCGCGCUCUGCCGGGAGUUGGGCAGGGGCGCGCCGGGCGCCUCCGCGGCGUCAUGGACCCUCUCCCCGGGCCUCAGCGGGCACCAGCCGCGGGAACCCCCGGGCCUCCGGGCGGCCGAGCCUGAGCGACCCCCGGUUCUCCGGCGCCCCCUCCCUCCGCCCUAUUUUUUUCCCCCUGCUCUGGCUGUUGCUGCUGCUUGUACGCUCCGUUAUGGCAACGGAACCGGCAUCCCCCCUUCGGCUCGAGGCACCCGGCCCCCCAGAAGUGCGGACCCCACCGGCUAGCGAGGCCGCCCCCGAAGGCACCCCGCAGCCGCCGGCGGGCGGGAGGCUCCGCUUCCUCAACGGCUGCGUGCCCCUCUCGCAUCAGGUGGCCGGGCACAUGUACGGGAAGGACAAAGUGGGUAUACUACAGCAUCCAGAUGGCACAGUUUUGAAACAGUUACAGCCUCCUCCCAGGGGCCCAAGAGAGCUGGAAUUCUAUAAUAUGGUGUAUGCUGCUGAUUGUGAUGACAGUGUUCUUCUAGAGCUACGAAAAUAUUUGCCGAAAUAUUAUGGCAUUUGGUCACCUCCCACUGCACCAAACGAUUUAUAUCUGAAACUGGAAGAUGUGACCCACAAAUUUAAUAAGCCUUGUAUAAUGGAUGUAAAGAUUGGACGAAAAAGCUAUGAUCCUUUUGCAUCGUCUGAGAAGAUUCAGCAGCAGGUCAGCAAGUAUCCGCUAAUGGAGGAGAUUGGGUUCCUGGUGCUUGGCAUGAGGGUUUAUCAUGUUCAGUCUGAUAGCUAUGAGACACAGAACCAGCACUAUGGAAGAAGCUUAACAAAAGAAACUAUUAAGGAUGGAGUCUCCAAGUUUUUUCAUAAUGGAUUAUGCUUAAGAAAAGAUGCUGUUGCUGCCAGUAUUCAGAAGAUUGAGAAAAUUCUUCAUUGGUUUGAAAGCCAGAAGCAGCUUAACUUUUAUGCAAGUUCAUUACUGUUUGUUUAUGAAGGUUCAUCUCAGAUAGCCACUACAAAGUCUAAUGACAGAACUUUGGCAGAAAAGUUUUUGUCCAAAGGACCACUGUCAGAUACGGAAGUACUGGAGUUCAACAAUAACUUCCAUCUGUCAAAUUCCCCAGUAAAUGGAAAAAUAGAGUCCUCAGUAGGCAAAAGCUUAUCCAAGAUGUACGCUCGGCACAGAAAAAUGUAUUCAAAAAAGCAUCACAGUCAGACUUCACUGAAAGUUGAAAGUAGAGAGCAAGACAAUGGGUGGAAGAGCUUGUCACAGGAGCAUUUAAAUGGAAAUGUACUUUCCCAACUGGAAAAAGUUUUCUACCAUCUUCCUGCUGGUUGUCAAGAGAUUUCAGAAGUAGAAGUGCGAAUGAUAGAUUUUGCUCAUGUGUUUCCUAGCAACACCUUAGAUGAGGGAUAUGUUUAUGGGCUCAAGCAUCUAAUCAGUGUACUUCAGAGUGUGUUAGAUAAUUGACUCCUUUGCUUCAGUCUUUUUAAGGGGUGGGUCGAUCACAAGAGCAGUAAUCACUCUCUGCCCCUCUAAUGCUGUGUAAAGAGUUUGUAUUGUGCAUUGACGUUCUAUUUGUCUUUAUACUUUAGUAGAAAGGUUAACUUUUUUACAAUCUUACUCAGGAAAACUAAUUUGUUUGUUAGAAAACUAUGAAGAAAAAGAAACUUAGGAUUGUUAAGCAGGGAAUGUGGUGGUACAUGGCAUAAACACCUAUUUGGCUCAAGCAAAAUGGAAAUCAUUCUUAAGUCAUUAAGAGCUUUGUUCACAUUCUGUAGCCAAUUUAUCAUGAAGUCUCUGUCCACCCACCUUUGACAAUGAGCCAUAUCUAAACUACUCUGUUAUUACAACACCUUUGAAAAUCUAGAAAGCACAGGUUGAUACCCUUAGGACUGCUGUGUAUGGAGUGACUAAAACUGGAGAAAUUUCUGCUUGAGGACAUUUAUUGUUUCAGUUUUACAUUAAAAGUCAGACCAGCAUAUCAAAAGGUGCUUCUUUGUGCAAUUACUUAAAAUUGUUGCAUUCCAAAAGCAGAUUUUUCCUUUCAUUUCCAUUUGUAGAUGUCUUUUAAAAUAUUAUAAUUUAAAGAAGAUAAUUGAAAUGCACAACAACAACAAAAAUCUUGAAAUUGAGAGUGCUAAAUACUCUUACUGGAGUUAGCAGGAGAGAGGUUGUUUGCAAGAAGCGAAACAUUUUCUUAAUAAAUGUUUCAUUUAUGGGAAAAUGAGAAUAUACAUUUGUUACAUUAUGAAAUGUAUGGUAUGGCAGUGAGAAAAAAGUACAGUAAGCAGUGUGAUACUUUUCUGUAUUUGCAGUGCCAAAAAGGUGAAUGAUUAAAAUUUUGCUUUAUUUCUCCUUUAAACAACAUUUGGAGACUUUUCUCUUAAACUUCAUACAUGACCACAUUUAACUUGCUCGUGGUAAGAAUUUAUGUUGCCACAAGUAGUGUUUCCUAGAUUUUCUGUUAAGUGAUGAAAGGCAACAUCCAGUCUUAAGUUGUUAGAGAAAUAUCAUGUAUAAAUUAGUGGAUCAUAUAAAGUUUGGUGCAUAUUGCAAUCCAUAUUUUUGUUUCUCAAAACAAUUUUAUGUCGCAUUCAACGAAAUAACUAAUUCGCUGGAGGUCAAGGGCAAAACUGCUUUACCUGGAAAUAGAGAGGCAGAUAUUUAGCUUUGCUUCACACCCACUGCCUCCCAAAAAGUCCCUAGUUGUUUGCCACCAAAGCAUCUACAUUUUCAACCUGCAGGUAUAUUUGAUGUCAGUUCUAUCGUUCGUUCCUUUGAUUUCCUGCCAACUCAUCUAAACAGUUAAAAGUUUUGCUUAUACAUUCUUGGAAUAUGUCCUGAGCUUGUACGUUAUUACUUUCUCCCAUUUCCCCCCUAACUUUACAAAUUUACCUUUAAGUCUAAGCACCUUUUUUGUAUGUUAAGUGAUGGAGAAAAGUAUCAAAAUUUUACAUUUCUUACCUUCCCAAGUCUAUCUUGAGGGUGCUUUUAGAAUAUAUGAGCCCAAAUAGAAGUACCAAGUGCUCUGCAAAUUUUAUGCUAAUAAGUCUAUUAAACCAAGAUUAUUUGAAAAUUUGUAUACAUUUUGUUACAGUAAAAUUUGAUUUCUUUUAUUUUUUUUAUUAGAAUCAAUGUAAAUAUUUUUCAUGUGGACUUCAUACCUUUUUCUCUACUGCCCAAAUGAGUACUGAUUAUAGAUUUUUGUGGGAUUGAAUUUCAAGUUUUUUAGUUCUAUUUUUUCCAUUACAAUAUGGACUUUUGUUGUUGUUGUUAUUUGGAUAGUUGUUCAGGAAACCUUAAGCAUAAAUAAUAAACACUAUUCUCAAUCUUAACGUGACAAGAGGCUUUUUUGUAUGGAAUUGGUGUCAGCCUAUGUACAAUGAAUUUAAUAAACUUAAGUAUUAUCAAUAUUUUUGCACAUUUUAGCUCCAGAUUUUCAUUUAUCUGUAUUUGGAAAUGUGGUUUUUAUUAAAUCUGUGUGUUAACUUUUUUUAUACAAUAGAUCAUGUUUUUUUUUUAAAGGAACAUUUUUAUCUUGUUUUUCAGGGAAGAGAUUAACAUCUAAUUCUGUUUGUUUACAUUUUUUAUCACUGUUAUCCAAUGCUGAUUUUAUGUUAAGUAAGCUUACAUGUAACAGUAAGUAUCAGUUUAUGUAACCUAUAUGUGACUAUUUUACUGUUCUUGUCAUUUGAUUAUGCUGAGAUUUACCACUGUGGGGAUAAAUGAUCACUAUUCACCAUGUGUAUUUUGAAUGUGUAAACAUUUAGGAAGUGAAGUAAGAGUAACAUUUGGGGUAAUGGGAUUGUUAAGCUUUUUCACCCUAGGAAACAUAAAUAGUGAUUUUAGUGUAUUUCUUUGAAUGCAUUCAUAAAAAGGACUUUUAAAGAAAUUGUGUCUGUGAAUAAAACAUUUCUCUAAUUAAAAUUUAAAUUGUACAAUAGUUUUAUAAUAAAAUAUUUACAUUAAUCGAUAUUUUAAUAUUGAUGGAAGUUGCAUAGAUCAAACUAAAAUCAAUGAUAAAUCCUAAUAUUUUAUCUAAAUAGUUUUUCAAGAAACAGUUAUGAAAAUGUAUAUUAAAUGACUGUAUCAUGGAGAUUGUGGUGUUUAAACUCUGUAUUCCUGAAUCUUUGAUGUAUCUGGAAUUAUACUUCGAAUGCCUCUUUACACUACAGGUUUGCUAUCGAGGGGUCCUAGACUGUGUUCCGUUGAAUAAGGAGUUUGGAUAUAAUUUUAAUACUUUGUGAUUUCCCAGGUGUUUUUGUUUAUAUCAGAUCUAAAGUCUAACUAUCAAUUAUAUAAUGUUGCUUAAGAAAACAGUUCUCAGAGAUAUUUCAUUUGCAAGGUUUUUUUACUUUAUGCAGAUGAAAACUUUUUUUUAAGAUUCGACGUAUUGGAAAAGACAUGGGCUGAAAGAAAAUGUUUGUGAAAUUAAAGAAUUAUGUCCCCUAUUUUAGUAGUUCCCUGUUAUCAGUUUGGCUUUUUAUACUUUGAAACUUACUUUGCUUUAAAAAAUUGUUUACAGUGCUAUGUGAUUAUCUUCUUACCCAGUGCCUUUAACCUUGAUUUGAUAACAUUUGUCACCUUGGUUAUCCUUUCUGUUACAACAAGCUGUGUUUUCAUAACCUUAAAGUCAUCUAAAGAGUUUUUUUGGUUUUAAUUGUUGAUGUUGUCAUCGAAAGAUGUAACAAUUACCUGUUUAGACUUUGAAGAGACAGGAUUGCCUUCAGAGGUCAGCAUUCUUCAUUAGUUCAUUCAAAAAUAUUUAUUGGCUAUAAACAUAGUGUGAAGCAUUAUUUGGCCCGCCACAGUACCUCUUCCAGCAUUGUUUCUGAAUAGAGUGGGACGGAGACCUAGAGAUGUGAAGAAAUAGCCAUUGAAGGAGAAUUAGCACUUUAGCUUGUGCAGAAGUAAAGGAUAAGGCUCAAGUUGAGAUGAAGCAACAAUGUAUUAGAGAGGUGAGAAAGUAUGUUGUACAGCAUUGUGACUUCUUUCUGGCUUUUGAAUCUGGGCGGUAGUUAAAUAUCAUAUAACGAAAGCCUUAAGUUUUUACUUCACUUGCUGGUAAAGGUACGUUUAAUUAGACUGUCUGUUUAGAGUAGUGUUGAGCGUAAUGUUACUGUGAAAAACAUUCCAUUAUAUAGUCACAGACAAAUGAACUGCAGUUUUUAUUUUUUGUAUGUAACAAUUCAGUACAAAUACAUUAGAUUUCAAACUUGUGUUUAUCACUGGUAGUUCAAAUUUGGCAGUGAAACUACUUUCCGACUAAAAAUUGCAUUUUUACUUAAAUUUAUUAUUAAUGUUUUAGGGAGGCUGUAACCAUAGCCUUUCUCUUUUUCCAGGUUCAUAUUUAAGUUCCUACUGGUUCUUUUGAUAACUUCUGCAAUUAAACAAAUUGGAAUGUACUUUGAGAAAGAUUGCUUUUACUUUUAUCUUUUUGUUAUUAUUAGAGUUAAAUUUGGCCUUGCGUUCACUUGCAAUAUAUAAACAAUUAUGAAAUGAAAUAGUCUUAAGUAUGAUAUACACUUGCAUAUAGAUGAAAAUGGUGUGCACAGAGACACUUUACUAUGGGAACUGUACUGGAAAUUUAUGAAAGCAUGUGAAAUUGCACCUAAAAUUGUGUUCUUAGUGACCAUUAGCAGCAAUGCUGAAUUAAUUUUACUUGAUGAAUGAAUGUAUUUUUAGUCUAGUCACAGUUUGGUUUAAAUGUCUUCAUGUCUUUUUUUCCUUAAUGUAUUUGUAAAUUGUACUAUUGAUGUGGGGUGUUCUUGGACUGCAGGGGUUAUUGUCAAUGUGAUUUGUGUUUUUACUUUAUAAAAUCAUUUAAUGUGAUAUACCAGUUUUUAUAAGUGAUAUUUAGAUAAUCCUAAUAACUGUAUAUUUGACAUCUUAUUAAAAUGUUUUGCAUUGGAA
Ochotona princeps (American pika) is the source of this 6020-nucleotide messenger RNA. It is a transcript of the gene IPMK, whose product is annotated as inositol polyphosphate multikinase. The record is from RefSeq and is a predicted model, not a curated record. Gene Ontology annotation, molecular function: inositol-1,4,5-trisphosphate 3-kinase activity; inositol tetrakisphosphate kinase activity. Gene Ontology annotation, biological process: inositol phosphate biosynthetic process. Lineage: Eukaryota; Metazoa; Chordata; Mammalia; Lagomorpha; Ochotonidae. The transcript has 6 exons. Gene Ontology annotation, cellular component: cytoplasm; nucleus. Bases 321 to 1574 code for a protein of 417 amino acids.